ACAAAGCAUCUUUAAUUAAAGGGAAGUUCAGAGCACCUUCUCUGCCUGAAACUUUCCUUUUGUCAACUGUGUAGGACUGCUGGCUUCAAAACAGAUAAUUCUAAGGGACCCACAAUGACUACAAAGCUGCCUUUGCGAGAAGAAUUUGAGACGUGGACCUCCCUACAGGUAGCUGAUCUUCUAAGACAGUCUGGGAUGCAUGACUGUGCCAGAAUAGUGGAAAAAUUAAAUAUAGAUGGAGUUCGAUUUUUGCAUUUAUCAGAAUACGAGAGACACAGAUUCAAUAUAAUGGACCAGCCGCAACUUCAAAAAAUAGUGCAUGAUAUCAAGAAAAAUGAUAGUGGAAUAAUGAGCAAGUUCAAAAAGUUCCAAAAUGAACAAGUGGCCUUAAUAUGCAAAACUGGAAAAAAUACAUGGGAUCGGUUAACAAGUAAACCACCACCAAGCAUACCACCAGUUGAUUAUGUUCCAGACCGUACAGAAGAAGAGGAACAGUGGUCAGAUGAUUUUGACAGCGAUUAUGAAAAUCCAGAUCACCACUCGGAUUCUGAGAUGUAUGUGGUCCCCACAGAAGAGAACUGUGACGACAGCUAUGAGCCUCCUCCAAGUGAACAUGAGCCAAAAACAGUCCCAAUACCAUUCACAUGUGCUCAGGGUGUCUAUGCAGAUGACAAACGAUCUAGCAAACAGAAGAUGUGGCCCUCACCUAUUCUGCCAAACCAAUCUGCAUCUCUAUCAAAGAAACCAGCCACUUUACCGCUACCGCCACCUGCUGUUCAGAAGCCUAAACUCCCACCCAAGCGAAUGGAUGAUGAGGCAGAUUAUGUUGUACCAGUUGAUGAUGAUGAAGAUAAUGAAGAUAAUUAUAUAGAACCCACAGAAGAAAGCACUUCACAACCUAUAAAACCACCCGUGGUGAACAGAUCAACCAAGCCUCCCUGUUCUGUGCCAUCACCUUCCACGCUAGAUGUAUAUGAAAUUCCUGAGGAAGAGCAGAAGUCAUCACCUCCAUUACUCAGGAUAUCCAAGCCUCUUCCUCCCAAGCCAGCUUUGAGGCCCUCUGGAGGACUUCCUCAUGAACGCAGCAUACCUAAAGAAUCCUUCACAUCCGAUACAUUUAAAUCAGACAGAAACAUUUUACCACUUCCAAGGCACCGCCCUUCACCGAAAGCUGAUCCAGAGGUCAUUGGAGCUCAAACUGAUGGAAAUAAUAGCAGCAAUAGUGCUACAGAAUUUAAACUUCCUUCUGUUAAUGUUCCAUCUCCAUUUCCCAGGAUCACAAAAAAGCAAAUGAAUCCUGCAAUACCGCCGAAACCAGGCUUACCUGAUAGAGAUCACUUAAACAUUGCUGAAGAUAAACCUAUACCUGCUGAACGCCGCCGGGGUUCCAGUCACGAUAUGCCUCUUCCACCCAUCCCUUCCAGCAUUCAAAAGCCAUUACCUCAGAAGCCACCAAUCCUGUCAAGAUCUCCAGACCCUGCGAGCCAAACUAUAUGCACUCGAAGUAAUAGCUUUCAAGCAGAACAGGAUGCUGGCGUUCUUGGUCAAGCAUGGUACAUGGCUUCUAGUGAUCGGAAAAUAGCUGAGGAGGCAUUAUAUAAAUCAAACAAGGAUGGGUCUUUCUUAGUAAGGAAGAGUUCUGGACAAGAUUCUAAGCAACCAUAUACACUGGUUGUAUUUUAUAACAGAAGAGUAUAUAACAUUCCAAUCCGAUUUAUUGAAUCUGAAAGACAAUAUGCUCUAGGUAGAGAAAAGACUGGUGAAGAGCACUUUGACAGUGUGGCAGAAAUAAUAGAGAAUCAUCAGCGGACUUCUCUCGUUCUCAUUGACAGUCAAAACAAUACAAAAGACUCCACCAGGCUAAAAUAUAUUGCUAGAGUUUUGUAACUGCACCAAGGAGCAUCAUGGAGUAUCUUCUAGCCCUUACUUUCCAAGGAUUUGAGCAUCUGAACAAACAUGCAUAACUAUUGUUAGAAGAAUUUUCUUCACAUUUUCCAUCAAGCACCAUGCUGUUACAAAGCUAGUGGAUUCGUUUAUGAAGUGCUGUUCCGGUCAGAAAAUGCCCAAAGCCUUUUUAUAUAUAAAAGACAUUACAAACUCUGAAGGCAAAAAAAAAAAUGUCAGUGGCAGACAAGCUAUAUUUAAAAUUAUACCUGCUAGCAUUUACUUGUCCUGCUAAACUUUGUAUUUUUCAAAGCUAGGGUGUCUGCAUUCCAUGUAACCAGCUAAAAGCAGGAUUUUUAUUCCUCUGACAGCCAUCUAAAAUAAUCAGAAUGUUUAUUUAGUGUAAUGGACUGGUACGUGUUUUACCUGUAUCUGUUGAAGCUAUUGUCCAAUUUUGAUUUAAGUGUACAUAUAUGGAAAUAAUUAUGUAUAAUUUAUCAAGAUGCAGUUAUGAUCCAUAAGAAUUUAUCAUUCUUGCACAGUAAAUACUUAACUAUUUCUCAGCUAUUGCUGAGAACAAAAUGUUUCAGGACUGUUAAAUACUCUGGCCACAUGAAUGUAUCAAACAAGCAUUCAGUGUUUUUUGGUGGAUGGGGGGGGGGGCAAGAUUAUUUUUUUCCACUCCAAGACUCAUCAUGAACAGUUGUGAUUUGCAUCCAGCAAGAUGUUAUUUUUGAAGCUUUUCAAACAAGAAAUGGGAACCUGAAUUUUAUGACUCCUGGGAAAUUUAAACUGGACAGUUAAGCUAUAAAACUUUGGUGCAGGUAUCAACUUGGCUUCCCGUUAAUUUUAAUAACGGUACUUGCUGCAUUCCAAAUUCUACCAUUUAUUUUUGUUGCAGUUCUUGUACAAUUGAUAAAAAAGAUUAACUGGUUUAGUAUCUCAGUCAAAUACUUAGUCUUCAAUUUGCCUCCCACCAACUCGUGCGCUCUCACAGAGGGACUCCUUAGGGUACCGUCAGCCAAGCAAUGCCGGCUGGCGGCCCUCAGGGGAAGGGCCUUCUCUGUGGGGGCCCCUACCCUAUGGAACGAGCUUCCCCCUGGACUUCACCAACUUCCGGACCUUCGGACCUUUCGCCGCGAGCUUAAGACCUAUUUAUUUAUCCGUGCGGGACUGGCAUAGAAUUUUAGUUGUUUUUAGGGUUUAAAAUUUUUAAAUUAGGUUUUGGGAUUUUAAAAGAUUUUAGAUUGGGCUAAUUUAAAUAAGUUUUUUAAUUAAUAUUUUAUUCUACUGUAUUUGAUUGUUGUUUUUAUUUUGCCUGUUCACCGCCCUGAGUCCUUCGGGAGAAGGGCGGUAUAAAAAAUUAAAAUAUUAUUAUUAUUA
This is a messenger RNA of Ahaetulla prasina, 3267 nucleotides long. It is a transcript of the gene BLNK, whose product is annotated as B cell linker. Gene Ontology annotation, biological process: cell surface receptor protein tyrosine kinase signaling pathway; intracellular signal transduction. Lineage: Eukaryota; Metazoa; Chordata; Lepidosauria; Squamata; Colubridae. Bases 115 to 1887 code for a protein of 590 amino acids. The transcript is spliced from 26 exons. Gene Ontology annotation, cellular component: cytoplasm. The record is from RefSeq and is a predicted model, not a curated record.